AUGGAAGCUUCAACUAUAUCCCGGAGCUUCGUAAGGAGUGCGAGCAGCAGAGUACUAACUUCCUCGCGAUUACCAGCCAGUAGUGUUACGUUGCCUGCUGCAGCACAAGUCAAGAAGCACUUCUCUUCGGGACAAAGCCUCUCACUACCACCACCUCUUAGUUUUGGUGGCAGCUCAGCAUCGAGUGGAGGUCCAUCAUCAUAUUUCCAACGAUCCCAGCGGCUACCGACCAAUACGAUUGUCAAGUUUGUGCCACAGCAACAGGCAUGGGUGGUCGAGAGAUUUGGAAAGUUCAGCAGAAUAUUAGACCCAGGUCUGGCGGUCCUGAUACCUGCUGUUGACAGAAUAGCCUAUGUACAAUCACUAAAGGAAACUGCCCUUGAGAUACCUUCGCAAUCUGCCAUCACAGCCGAUAACGUCACCCUCGAACUUGAUGGUAUUCUCUAUACACGAGUCUUCGAUGCCUACCGUGCUUCUUAUGGCGUUGAGGAUGCAGAGUAUGCAAUCUCUCAGCUUGCGCAAACCACAAUGCGUAGCGAGAUCGGUCAGCUAACACUUGACCACGUAUUGAAAGAGAGAGCCAACCUGAACGCAAACAUAACCCAAGCCAUCAACGAAGCAGCGCAGGAUUGGGGCGUUAAAUGCCUAAGAUAUGAGAUCAGAGACAUUCACGCGCCAGAAGAGGUAGUCAAGGCCAUGCACAGACAAGUCACUGCAGAACGUUCGAAACGAGCCGAGAUUCUGGAGUCAGAAGGUCAGAGGCAGAGUGCCAUCAAUAUUGCUGAAGGUCGCAAGCAGAGUGUCAUCCUUGCUUCUGAGGCUUUGAUGACGGAACAAAUCAAUAGCGCAAAUGGUGAGGCGGAAGCUAUUCGCCUAAAGGCCAAUGCGACUGCUGGCGGUAUCGAUGCCGUCGCUGACUCUAUUCGAAGAGAUGGAAAUGCUUCUCAGGCCAUUUCGCUGCGCGUUGCUGAGCAGUACGUAAGUGCCUUUGCCAAUCUCGCCAAGGAGGGCACCGCAGUUGUUGUCCCAGGUAACGUCGGUGAUAUGGGUGGAAUGAUUGCGCAGGCCAUGGCAGUAUACGGCAAGAUAAAUGAAUCACAAAGACAAAAUAGGCAACGCAGCUCUUCCAACAACACUUCCGGAUCGAACUCGAAUCCAAAUGAUAUAGGUCAGAGAAUUGUCGAUGCCACGCUGAAGGGCGAGCAGUCGAAUCCAACAGAGACUAUGCUGGAAGGUUUCGAUAGUACGACCAACAGAUAG
Lithohypha guttulata is the source of this 1260-nucleotide messenger RNA. RefSeq names its product Synaptotagmin-like protein 2 (gene SLP2). The transcript has 2 exons. The record is from RefSeq and is a predicted model, not a curated record. The coding region runs from base 1 to 1260 and encodes 419 amino acids. Gene Ontology annotation, cellular component: mitochondrion; membrane. Gene Ontology annotation, biological process: mitochondrion organization. NCBI's taxonomy places the organism in Eukaryota, Fungi, Ascomycota, Eurotiomycetes, Chaetothyriales, Trichomeriaceae.